CAAGUUAGGUUGAGGCGCAGCGCGUAUACAAUGGCCGCUGGAAGGAGGCUAAAGCAAACAAUUUUUAGGCCCGCGGUGAAACAAAAAUAUGAGAAAAAAAUUAAAAAAAAUUCGUAACAUUGUCUAAAGCCGGAAAAAAUAACGGGAAAGUGAUGUUGAGUGUUCCGCGGCCAUCAAAAAUGGGACACAUCAAAUUCUACUCACCACCUAGAAGAAUUAGUGAAACUGGCUGAGAACAUUGUACGUGAAGUUGGAAAUAGUGUUUUGAUUUUUUUUUAUAAACAACAUAAAGUACAGAGGAGGUUUUAGAUUUAUGAUUUGUAGAAAGCUGGGGCACAUUGACAAACAAAAUAUGGGCCUGAAACUGAUUCCAACUAUGGAAAGUGUUAAUUUCCACAAUGAAUAAAACUAGGAGGAAAAAUCUAUGAGCAGGUCCUAAAUGCCAAAUGUAUUGAACACAUGAAACUACAUCUGAAAGAAGAAACCGAAGAAGUUAUAUCAGUGCAACUGGGCAAACACUAAGAGUCCAGUAAUUGGGUCUGCAGUGGACUGCGAUGGCCACUGUCAUCCCUUGUGCUCUUUUAGAUGUAACGGAAACUCAGAAGAUUCUAGCAGGGAAACGUAAACGUAGUGAGACCAAAUCCAGAAAAUCCUUUCCUUGUCAGUUGUGUGGCAAGAUCUUCACUAGUGUUGAGAAAUUGAAAGUGCAUUCAUAUUCCCACACUGGAGAAAGACCCUACAAGUGUUCGCACGGGGACUGUACCAAGGCAUUUGUGUCUAAGUAUAAAUUACUGAGGCAUAUGGCCACCCAUUCACCUCAGAAGAUCCACAAGUGUACUUACUGUGAGAAAAUGUUCCAUCGCAAAGAUCAUCUAAAGAAUCACCUGCAAACUCAUGAUCCAAACAAGGAAGCCUUCAAGUGUGAGGAAUGUGGGAAAAACUACAAUACAAAGCUUGGUUAUAAGCGUCAUUUAGCUCUGCAUGCUGCAACUAGUGGUGACCUUACUUGUCGAGUUUGCUUACAAACAUUUGAAAGCACAGGAGUAUUACUGGAGCAUCUGAAGACGCAUGCCGGCAAGUCAUCAAGUGGCACAAAGGAAAAAAAACACCAAUGCGACCAUUGUGACCGUUGUUUCUAUACUCGUAAAGAUGUUCGAAGACAUAUGGUAGUACAUACAGGAAGGAAAGACUUCCUUUGUCAGUAUUGCGCCCAGAGAUUUGGUCGGAAGGACCAUCUGACCCGUCACAUGAAGAAAAGUCACUCGCAGGAACUGCUGAAGGUGAAAACAGAACCAACAGAUUUUAUCGAUCUACUUAGUUCAAAUACUUCAUUGUCAUUAAAAGAUGAGCUAAGUCCAGUGAUGUCAGUAGUUUCUGGUGAAUUGACAACUAGAUCAUUUACAAAUACUUUGCAAAUGAACAUCUACAGUGCCCAUAUUCAGACCAUGCAAACAUUAGGGGCAACCAAUCAAAUGAUCUCUACUCCAUUACCUUUAGGAAUGGGUUGCCCACUAGAAAUUGAGACUUCAAUUUGCUCCCCUCAAGAACUUUCCUCAAAAUAUUUUCUUGGUUCUACCUCAUAUGCCAUUGCGCUGCCUGAAAAAGGACAACCAUUAAAAAGUGAAAUAGACAGUUUCUUAAUGGAUUUGCAUAGUGAUUUGCUUCCCUCUGCCCAUGACACUCAAUUAUCCUCAUCAAAACAAGGCAUGGAGUCCCAGCCAGGGUCUCUGGGUGAUGGAUCUGGGGAUAUUUUGCUUUCAAAAAGCCCAGCAUUCGUCAAUGAACCCCUGAAUACAUCGUCCUUAGACUUUUCUCAGUUAUUAAGUUUCUUACCGCUAAAUAACUCUUCAUACAAUCAGCCAGUUUCUUUGGGCAAUUCUGGUAUGUGUUAUACACAAGAAGAACCUCCCUCAUCUCUAAUUCCUCUCCCAACGCUGUACCAGGAUUCGCACGAAACUGGUAACAGCAUUGGUCUCAAUGCUCUGCAUCCCUUAUCUACAGUCUUCACAACUAGCUUAAGCACAACAACCCUGCCACGUUUUCACCAGGCUUUUCAGUAGACAGUAGAACAUUUCUUAACUAUUUCAACUUCCAAUGAUUGUAAUUUCAAUUAUCCUGAUGAAACAUUAAGAAAUUGAACUGUAAACUCUUUAAUGGCUUGUAACAUCAGUGCUAAUUUGAAUCACCACCAGUGGCAAGCAAGACCAAGAUAAAAUGUACAGCACAGUACUAUUUAUUUUUGGACAUGAUAGGAACAUUCUAUUUAGCACUUGGUUUAUAAUAAUAUACAAUGGGGAGCAAAUUUGAGUCUAAAGCAUGAUUAAUAGAGUCGUGGACAGCCUGGAUGUUUACAUUUAGAAUUUCAUACAUAAUAACAGUCCUCAACGCUAUCAUUGUAAUGGUUAUUGAGUUCUAAUUUUAGGUUGUACUGACACCAAUAAUUAGUCUUUCAGAACUGUAUAUCAGAUGCAAAACAAAAACUGCUGGAGUAACUCAGCUAGUCAGGCAGCAUCUAGCGAGGGAAAGAGACUGUCAAGAUUUAUAUCAGAUAGUGACUGCAAAUUGAAACUGAUUUAUACCUGACAAGCAAACUGUAUUCAGUUCUUGAAAAUAUUGCUGCUCUGUUUAACGAUUUUUGCACAGUUCCAUUUCAUAGAUCUUUGAGGGUGCAUUUUUGCAUUUAAAAAAUGUUUGAACACCAAAAAACCUUUUGAACUUUGGCCAUAUCAAUGCACCAAAGUUGGUUUAUAACCCAUUGAUUUUUAUUUAUGAAAAAUGCUGAGUAUAGGUGACCUAUUUUUCAAGAAAGUUUGGUGAAAACCUUUAAAAAUAAUUAAACAUACCAUCAGAUAAGAUAUUAAAACUUGUAAAAAUCCAGAAGAUAAUUUUUAAUUCCUUGUAAUGAUGUGGAAUAUAAAUAAGAGUUUUUCCUAAUUUAAAUUGAUUGUGUACCUUUUAAAUUCUGUGGCAUGUACUGGAGAUUUUAUAUUAUAUCAUAGGUUGUCAACUAAACAUCUGAAUCAGACAUAUGGAUAAGUCACAAAUAACUUUCAAUUUUGAUCUUGAAUGGUAUAAAAUCGUCUAUUAGAUUUUUACCCACAAAUAUGGAAUUUUUCCUCAAAAUAAAUGAGUGAAGUGAAGACCCAAGUUCCCUAAACAAAGCACAGCCUUAAGAAGUGAGGAAAUAACUGGUGAAAGAUAAUAAAUAUCCUACCAAAAUGUUACUUUCAUUUCUAUUCAUUUUGUUGGUCAAAUUCUCAAGGUUCAAUACUCAAUUCUUAUUUUAAGUUUUAGAUAGAUAUAUCAUUACUGCCACAAAGAGCAAAUAAUUAUCCGUAGUAGCGUAUUUUAAGAAACAAUUUGCUCAUUUGUCCAUCUUUGUGUAGUUAUGCCCAGUGAAGCCUUUUUCUCAUAUUAAAUCAGACUCAGCAGGUCAGGCAAUGUCUGUGGCAUGAGAGAGAAACAAAAUUUUGGAUUGAUGAUCUUUUUUUUCCUUGUAUGUAUCUCACAUGUAUAUUAGUACUUUAAUUCAGAUAGGCAUAAUAGAGAAUUAUUAAUUUGGAGUUAAAUGGCCGAAUGAAAUUCUGUUUUGAACAUUUUUUUUGGUUACUAUUUGUGGCAUUGUACUAUUCAGAGUACAUGAAUGUAAUUUUUUUUCUACAGAAAUGUAAUAUUAAUUCAGCUGUUGCAAGAUCUGUGAUCAUGAUUUAAUUAGCGAUUUGAUACUUGGGACAAACUGACAAUUAGGACUUUGAAUCUAGUAUAGUAAAGUCAGAUUUAAUAAAGCAGCUACCAGAAUGUG
Amblyraja radiata (thorny skate) is the source of this 3802-nucleotide messenger RNA. RefSeq names its product pleiomorphic adenoma gene 1 (gene plag1). The transcript has 5 exons. The coding region runs from base 555 to 2060 and encodes 501 amino acids. Gene Ontology annotation, cellular component: nucleoplasm; nucleus. Lineage: Eukaryota; Metazoa; Chordata; Chondrichthyes; Rajiformes; Rajidae. Gene Ontology annotation, molecular function: DNA-binding transcription activator activity, RNA polymerase II-specific; DNA-binding transcription repressor activity, RNA polymerase II-specific; RNA polymerase II cis-regulatory region sequence-specific DNA binding. The record is from RefSeq and is a predicted model, not a curated record. Gene Ontology annotation, biological process: negative regulation of transcription by RNA polymerase II; regulation of immune system process; regulation of cytokine production.